AUGUUGAAGAUCUGGUCUAUGAAGCAGCAGCAAGCGCAAGCUGAGAAUGCCGAAGGCGGAGGCAAGAAGAAGAAGAAGGUCACAGCCGCACAGCUGCGCGUGCAACGAGAUCUCCAAGAGCUUACGCUCGGCAACACAAUGAAGAUGACAUUCCCAAACCCGGACGAUAUCCUGAACUUCACGCUCAGCAUCGAGCCAGACGAGGGCAUGUACAAAGGCGGCCUUUUCAACUUUUCCUUUGCUGUGAAUCAGAAUUUCCCGCAUGAUCCGCCGAAAGUCAAAUGUACGCAGAAGAUCUAUCAUCCGAAUAUUGAUCUUGAGGGAAAUGUGUGCUUGAACAUUCUGCGGGAGGAUUGGAAACCGGUGCUUAAUUUGAAUGCCGUUAUUGUUGGCAUGCAGUUCCUUUUCCUUGAACCUAAUGCUUCGGAUCCUCUGAAUAAGGAGGCGGCUGAAGAUUUGCGCUCGAACCGGGAUGGGUUUAAGAAGAAUGUGCGGACUUCUAUGGCUGGUGGCACCGUUCGACAUGUCACCUAUGAGCGCGUUCUUCGAUAG
Molecule: messenger RNA, 552 nt
Organism: Penicillium odoratum
Lineage: Eukaryota; Fungi; Ascomycota; Eurotiomycetes; Eurotiales; Aspergillaceae
Product: NEDD8-conjugating protein UBC12
Exons: 4
Coding region: 1-552 (183 amino acids)
Source: RefSeq, a predicted model, not a curated record